Molecule: messenger RNA, 1020 nt
Organism: Arachis ipaensis
Lineage: Eukaryota; Viridiplantae; Streptophyta; Magnoliopsida; Fabales; Fabaceae
Product: ATP-dependent helicase/nuclease subunit
Source: RefSeq, a predicted model, not a curated record
CGCCUGUCUUGUUCUGCUGCUUUCGUCUUCGUGGUUUUCUGUGGUUUUGCUGCGCUGCUCUAGUUCUUGCCUCAGCUGUCUGUGUCCGCUUUUGGUUCGCCAUAGAUCUCCGGAGGUGCGACCCUGUGAGUUCUGCAUUUCUGCUUCUUCCCCCUCCUUUUGGUUCGCCGCCUGUCUUGUUCUGCUUUUUCUCCCUUCUUUUGUUUCUUUUUUGCUGUUUUGUUUUUAUUUUUUCUGCAGUUAUGCGAUUUUUAAUUCUGCGGUUCUGACCAUAUUCCGGGAAUGAUGUUAUUGUUGUUCUUGUUGGUACGAUCAUUAGUGUUCAAUCCUGUUAAAUCCAUUGAAACACGGUUGACCGAUUUACUGUACAGUUCGGUUUUAAGAACAUUGGCUGGUACCGCCCAAUCAAUUUCCCGAGAAAAUCCAAGGAAAAUCGACUGGAAGAAAAUAAUGAGGGCUGCUGCUUCUCAGAGAUGGGGCUACGUUCGAAUCAUUGCUGGUACAAUCAUAGGAGGCAUCAUCGGAUUCUAUUUUAUGCACCGCAUGGAAAAUAAUUAUAAGGAGAAGAUGAACGAAAGACUGAGAAAUUAUGAAGCUGAAUUAAAGAGGAAGAAACAGGAGAGAUUGGAUGAGUUUGACGAAUCAUCAUAGUCUUCAACUCAUUGGGCUAUCUGCAACGUUCCCCUAUGAUUUACUCAUCGUGGAAGUUUAGUUUGAAUCUUCCGUGAGCUUGAUCAAAGUGCAUAAACAAUGGGCAAUGGCUUUACAUCAUUGUAUUAUGUGCUUCAAUAAACUUAAGCUUGUAGGGUUUUAUAGACACCUUCAAGGUUGAGUUAUGAAAACGUUUUGCUUCUUUGAAACACGAUCCACUAGACCAGUCAAGCGGGGCUUUAUUCUGAAAUGAGUGUGAUCUUCCAGUACCCUUCGAGCUGAAUGGUGAUCACUACCUUAUUGAUACAUUUAUUAAUAUAAAAAUGAUAUCUAAUUUGUUGCAUAAAUAAACCUAACUUUUGGGUGAAA